Molecule: messenger RNA, 2683 nt
Organism: Melitaea cinxia (Glanville fritillary)
Lineage: Eukaryota; Metazoa; Arthropoda; Insecta; Lepidoptera; Nymphalidae
Gene: mnb
Product: serine/threonine-protein kinase minibrain
Exons: 12
Coding region: 139-1788 (549 amino acids)
Biological process (GO): protein autophosphorylation; peptidyl-serine phosphorylation; positive regulation of DNA-templated transcription
Cellular component (GO): nucleus
Molecular function (GO): protein serine/threonine/tyrosine kinase activity; ATP binding; transcription coactivator activity
Source: RefSeq, a predicted model, not a curated record
UGAGCGUGUGUUAGUUAUGUAUCUUGGGUUAUGAGUGUGUGACAAAGUUGUAGUGUAUUGAGGACACUGGAGCCCCUAGACGGAGUUGGGCCCGCUGGGGCGGCCCUGGUGCUUCUCGGGGCUCCGCACGAAGGCAAAAUGGCAGCGUGGAACCGCCACCACCAUUUCAAUAUGCUCAUGGAUGAGAAUGCCAAAAACAAGUUGGGCGUGGUCGGUGGCGGCAUGCCGGAAGCCGCCGGCGGCGAGAGGCGACACGUUCCUCUGUACGGUCGGCUGGUUGCCGAGGAGCAACUCGCCUCCAUGAGCGCGCCUUCUGACAUUCAGGUGAGCGCCCAAGUGCGCAACCCAAGAGCUUUCAGGCGCUACCGUACCCCCGUCCAGGCCAUGCAAGCUCGAAUACCGCAUCAUUUUCGGGACCCUUCGACAGCGCCGUUAAGAAAACUUAGCGUCGAUCUCAUCAAAACAUACAAACACAUAAACGAGGUCUACUACGCAAAGAAGAAACGGAGAGCGCAACAGUACCUCGGUGACGACGGUUCACACAAGAAGGAAAGGAAGCUUUACAACGACGGCUACGAUGACGAUAAUCACGAUUACAUCAUCAAACAGGGCGAGAAGUUCCUCGACCGAUACGAGAUCUCGUCACCGAUCGGCAAAGGCUCCUUUGGACAGGUUGUGAAAGCGUACGAUCAUGAGGAACAGUGUCAAGUAGCUAUAAAAAUAAUUAAGAAUAAGAAACCUUUCCUAAACCAGGCACAAAUAGAAGUCAAGUUACUAGAAAUGAUGAACAGGGCAGAUGCCGAAAAUAAGUAUUAUAUAGUAAAACUGAAGCGUCACUUCAUGUGGCGGAACCACCUGUGCCUAGUGUUCGAACUCCUCUCGUACAACCUGUACGAUCUUCUGCGGAACACGAACUUCCGCGGUGUAUCGUUGAACCUGACGCGCAAGUUCGCGCAACAGCUGUGCACCGCGUUACUGUUCCUUAGUCAACCCGAACUAAAUAUAAUUCACUGUGAUCUUAAGCCUGAGAAUAUUUUACUAUGCAAUCCGAAGAGGUCAGCCAUAAAAAUUGUCGACUUUGGUAGCUCGUGUCAACUAGGUCAAAGGAUAUACCAAUACAUCCAAUCGAGGUUCUACAGAUCGCCGGAAGUCCUACUAGGGAUACCUUACGACCUGGCGAUCGAUAUGUGGUCGCUGGGUUGCAUACUUGUCGAGAUGCACACCGGCGAACCACUGUUCAGUGGGGCUAACGAGUUAGACCAGAUGAACAAGAUUGUCGAAGUAUUAGGCAUGCCUCCCGACCAUUUGUUGGAUCAGGCUCAUAAAACAAGAAAAUUUUUCGACAAAUUGCCGGCGUCAGAAGGUGGUGGUUACGUCCUCAAGAAAGUCGCGGGCAAAGAUGGCGGCUACCGGAAGUACCGCGCGGCGGGCACGCGGCGCCUGCACGACAUCCUGGGCGUGGAGGGCGGCGGGCCGGCGGCGCGGCGGCGCGGCGAGCCCGGCCACUCCGUCUCCGACUACCUCAAGUUCAAGGAUCUAAUCCUCCGCAUGCUGGAGUACGAUCCCAAGCAACGCGUCACUCCAUACUACGCGCUUCAGCACAAUUUCUUCAAGAGAACAGCCGACGAGUCGACGAACACGCAGCAAGCUCAGUCGCACCACCAACACGUGGGCGGCGCUCGGCUGUGGGGCGGCGCGGAACGUAUGGAGGUGGAGGGGGUUCGACGCGACGAUGACAUGUUGCAACCCGUCUGCCAGUUGCAGCACAGCCCCGUCGCCAUCCACUAGCGCCGCGGCGUGAAGCGACGUGACGUGACGCGGCGUGACGUGACGCGAGUGACAGUGACGCGAGUGACAUAGUGCAGUUGUCGGUGUGUGAUGUGUGUGACGUGCAAGUGACGCGGUGCGCGCAGACAGUGCUCGAUACGUGGCGAUGCGGCGACGCUCUCGGACUGAAUCCGUAUUUAUAAUUCUAUAUUUUUAUUUAAUGCGAUAAGUCUGACUGUAAAGAAACGUUGUAAUGACGAAUUGUUACUUGGUAACAUGUAUUGUAUUAUUUGUUCGUAAACGCUUCACUCGACCGUACUUAGAGGGUACCGCGGGCCUGCCCCCCUCCCCCCACAUCCGGACGCAUCAAGGGCAUGAAAGCUAGGUUUUUUUAUUGUUACGCAAUGCAUAUCAAAGACGCAAUAUGGUAGAAAAUAAAUAUUGUACAUAAAUUUAGGAGACCGAUUAAUAACGGAUACAGACUGCAACUUUAACCGAUUAAUAUAGUUUAGAUACAUCUAUGCUAGUUAAGCUUUCGUUCAGUUAAUUAUCGCAAGCUUUAUAUUUUUAAAGUGUCGGCAACUGAUGACUGAAUAUCAAAGGGCCAAACAGAAUUUCAUUUUAUCAAUACAACCAAAUAAAAAAAAUAGUUUAAAGUGAUAAAAAAAGUAUUUUUUGACUGCACAAAUUGAUUGGAUUCGAUACUCCUGACGUUGAAAUCAUUUGAAACUUUGCCCUCGCAUUUCAGAGUUGUUGUAUAUUGUAAAUGUUUUAAUUCCAAUCUCACAUGCAUGAGAUUUGAGAUUCUGUACAUCAAUACACGUGUACUGUGUUAAUAUAUAUAUAUAGGUUAUUUUUGACCCAUUGGAAUAUUCAGACGAUAUGUAAAACAAAGAAUAGUGUAUAGGUAAUUCUA